UUGACUCCAAUCUUUCUCAUCUUCCAAUUAACUUAACAUCUGUAGAUUCUAAUGCAGAAUGAACAAUUUUAGUUAAUUCUUUAUUGUGUUCUUGUGUUUUCCAAUUUGCUAUCUGCAUCUGUUUGUUCUUCUUGUUGAUAUUGAAUUGCAUGGAUUAUAUUGGGGCUAUUAGAUCUGGAAAAUUUGUGUUGAUGAAAAAACUUAAACUUUUGUUGAUUAAUUAAUAACUAUUAUCUUUUCAUUAGCAUGGCUUCAUAUCUGCCUUUUGGUGAAUCUUAGAGUGAAGAUGAAUGAAGUUUGUUGCUUAGGUAUAGAAAGAAGGCAGUAGGUUUGCUUCUAUGCCUUGAUUGAUGUCAGAAAUUUUGGUACUUUCUUGAUGAGAUUGUAGAUGUUGUGCUGGUGAUAACAGAAGGGCAUAUGAUAUAUAUAUUAUGAUUUUAACUGAACCUCUACCAUUUGAACAAUCGAAUAUAUCAAGAGUUCAAUUUUAGCGCAAAUUUAUGUGUGUAUAUAUCAUAUUUUUCUCUUGAAAUAUUACUUCAUUUUAAUGGUGGAUGGUCAUAUGGAAUUUUGACAUCCAAAACUGUUGUUUAUUUGCUGAGAUGUCUGAAAGAAUGCAUUGUCCUGUAGUUAUCAAAUUUGAUCCUGAUAUUUGCUCAUUGGAUUCCAUUUACUUAAUGAGAAAUGAAAGUACCCAAGACCGAUAAGCUUUGUUGUACAAGGACUAGAAAGAACUUGGAUCAGCAUAUUUUUCUUGUGUUUGCUUUCUGGUAAUUGUAGAUGUUGCACAGGUUAUAAUACAAGUGAAUUUCAUGCGUGGGGUGCAAUCGAUAUUGAAUUUUAACGAAUUAGAAGGAUAACUGGACUGCUGGUAUUUGAAGAAUUCAAUAUAUCAACUCACAUUUGCAAAUCCACUUGUGAACAAUAACGGUUACACACAACAGAAAGAAGCCGAAUUCUCAAAAUAUGGCAACAAAUACAGUGAUUCACAAUGGAGGAUGCCAUUGCAGACAAGUAAGAUGGCAAGUAGAGGCACCAACAAGUGUAGUUGCAUGGAAAUGCAACUGUUCUAAUUGCUCAAUGAGAGGAAACAUUCAUUUCAUCGUGCCAUCGAAUAAAUUCAAAUUAUUAGGCAACUCCGAGACUUCCCUUACCACCUACACCUUCGGCACCCACACGGCAAAACAUACAUUCUGCAAAUACUGUGGCAUUACUUCUUUUUAUGUGGCAAGAUCAAAUCCUGAUGGCAUUGCUGUGACACUUAACUGUGUUGCAUCAGGUACACUCAAACAUGUUGAGAUCAGACAUUUUGAUGGCGAAAAAUGGGAGGAGUCCUACAACCAAAGUUCAAUUUCAUCCUUCUCCAAGUGAAUCAUCCUUUUUGUGUGCAACAAUGAUCAUCUCUUGCUCUUGUUUUUUUUUUAUCAUAUGGACAGUGAAGUUUAUAAACUCAGUGUUUGUGAUCA
Messenger RNA from Dioscorea cayenensis subsp. rotundata (Guinea yam), 1466 nucleotides. Its product is annotated as centromere protein V-like. NCBI's taxonomy places the organism in Eukaryota, Viridiplantae, Streptophyta, Magnoliopsida, Dioscoreales, Dioscoreaceae. The record is from RefSeq and is a predicted model, not a curated record. Gene Ontology annotation, molecular function: carbon-sulfur lyase activity. Bases 967 to 1371 code for a protein of 134 amino acids. The transcript is spliced from 2 exons.